Molecule: messenger RNA, 1299 nt
Organism: Closterium sp. NIES-65
Lineage: Eukaryota; Viridiplantae; Streptophyta; Zygnematophyceae; Desmidiales; Closteriaceae
Source: the annotation of a GenBank genome assembly
AUGGAGCAACGCGGUACUGCCGUAGGUCGGGCAGCUGCUUUAGGAGGAAAGAGAGUGGUUGGACCUGGAGGUCCAAACCAGACUGGAGGGGUCACUCUGCCUUCCCCAUUCUCAAACUCGGGUGAGCCAGACCUCACAGAGGAUGCAGAGGAGGCCCUGCUGUUGCGCUUGCUCAAGCGUAAAGCAGCUAGGAAACAGACUGGGAGGAAGCGGAAGACGGGUUCACUGAAGAAGUUACAAAGGCAAACCGCAAACGAACCUCUUAGGACCUCGCCCCAUGGCACCGCCGCUGAACCCGAGCCGAUGACUGAGACGGAAGCCGCUGAUGCACCUGGCACCGUAACCAUAGCUGGCCUGCACGGUCAACUCGUAACUUUUCCUGCAGACUCGGAAGCUUUGCGCGGUGGUUUCCAUCACUCGCAAGUGGAGGAAGGCGACGAUGGAGGCGUUGAGGCAGGCGGCGAGGAGGGCCAUGCGGAAAGCGAGGAAGAUGACGACCACGAAGGCGAGGAACAAGAGGACGGUGAAGAUGCCGCAGGCGAUGAGAAUCAACAGCAGCCACAUUUCGAGCCAGUUCUCCCCGCUGCGCACGCUGGAGCAGCAGUUGGUAACGGGGCUGCGCCGUUUCCCGAUGCGCAUCAUGCCGCCAUCAACCGACGACUUGAAGCCGAGCUGGAGGACCUGCGCAACACCUUGGCGGUGAUGCAGUACAAUCAAACGACCCAGCAGCAGAUCGAAAAGGAGAGGGAUGAGCAGCGUCAAGAGGUUUUGGCGCUUCGGGAUGAGAUUCAGGCGUUUCGAUCCGGAACGCACGCAAUAGAUGGACCUGAUGACGUGGACGACCCCCGAAUCAACAUGGACAGGCUGCCGAAGGUGGACGGGAAAAUCCACAUUCCCAGCAGCUUGUCCGACGACGAGGCGUUCGCGAAAAACGCGCUCGCCGUGUACGUCGGGAUGAUUACUGCUGGGCCGGCAAAGUCGAUGCAGUUCUACCCCGAUUGGCCAGACCUGGUUUCUUUGAUGGUGCGGAGGUAUGUGCGGCUGGGUGUUUGCAAGGACCUGUAUUACUUCGUGGCAGGAGGUGACAAGCUGAAGGAGGACGAGGCAAUGGAUAAGAUUGUCAACAAGCGGCAAACUAUGAACAAGACUAUGAAACUUUAUGGCUGCGGCGCUGGAGGUGGCGUGGCGAAGGAAAGGUGGCACGAGCUGGAGCAGAUCGGCCUGAGGCCGACCGAGUUUAGAGAUCCAGUCGUCUGGACGGCUUACUUCAAGGACGGUGAGUCUUUGAGUGUUUGUUAA